UCCCACAUCUAUCAGAAGAAAAAGAAAAAGCAGAACUCUGCAGAGAGGGUGAGAAGAAAGUGGCUUGAGAAGCAGGCCAAAUCCUUUCCUUAACCUUCACGCCUUCACUACACCCCAUUCCUUCUAUCUGCUAAAUUAACUAUCCCUACUCUCUCACACCCUUUCCUCUUCUUCUUCUUCUUCUCUCUCUCUCUCUCUCUCUCUCUCUUUCACUUCUCAUAAAAACCUCUGUUUUACAGUCUCUGUUAUCUAUGCAUUUAAAGCACACUGUCAACGCGCUUCUCUUCUCUUCCCAUUGACUCUUUGCUAGCCUUUCCCUCACCACCGCACUCUUUUUCUUUCUUAAAAUUCCCACCUCAUCUUCCCAAGAUUUUCUCACAGGGAAAGAAAACAGAGCUUCAUACAUUCAAGAAACAGGGGAGCUAAAAGGAAAAGGCAUAGGUUCUUUUAUUUUUAUUUUCUUUCACUUUCUUUCUGUUUCUUGGGAUUUCCAACAUGGGUUAUUGUAAAGAACAAGAACAACAACAAGAAAAUAUGUUGAAGCAAGUGUGGGUUCAUGGACCUAUCAUAAUAGGUGCUGGACCAUCUGGUUUAGCUGCUGCGGCUUGCCUCUCUCAACAUGGUGUUCCUUCUUUGAUUCUUGAGAAAACCGACUGUAUAGCUUCUCUUUGGCAACAAAGAACAUAUGAUCGCCUCAAACUUCACCUUCCCAAACGCUUCUGUGAACUUCCACUUCUUGGUUUUCCUGAUAACUUCCCAAAGUACCCUACAAAGCAUCAAUUCAUCUCCUACAUGGAAUCCUAUGCUCUACACUUCUCAAUCCAACCCAAGUUCAAGCAAGCCGUUCAAAAAGCUGAAUUUGACAACGUUACUGGGUUUUGGAGGGUACAAACCCAAGAUCAAGAAUACAUUUCCCGUUGGCUUAUUGCGGCCACUGGUGAGAAUGCUGAGCCUUUAAUACCAGAGAUUGUUGGGAUGGAGAAGUUCAAUGGUCCUAUUAUACAUACCAGCGUUUACAAGUCUGGUUCUGAGUUCAAGAACCAGAGGGUCUUAGUUGUGGGCUGUGGCAAUUCUGGCAUGGAAGUAAGCUUGGACCUCUGUAGAUACAAUGCAAUCCCACACAUGGUUGUUAGGAAAAACGUGCAUGUACUACCUAGAGAAAUGUUUGGCAUGUCAACGUUUGGAAUAGCCAUGGCACUUUUAAAGUGGUUCCCUCUAAAACUAGUUGACAAGUUCCUAUUACUAGUGGCUAAUUUCACCUUAGGCAACACUGACCAAUUAGGCCUCCGGCGACCGAAAACCGGCCCAAUCGAGCUCAAAAAUGUCACAGGAAAGACUCCGGUACUCGACGUGGGUGCAUUGUCUCAAAUAAGAUCAGGCAAAAUUAAGGUGGUGGAAGGAGUUAAAGAGAUAACAAGAAAUGGAGUAAAAUUUAUGGAUGGACAAGACAAGGAGUUUGAUUCUAUAAUCCUCGCAACUGGGUACAAAAGCAACGUGCCUACUUGGCUCAAGGGAUGUGAUCUUUUCACCAAGGAUGGUAUGCCCAAAACGCCAUUUCCUGACGGAUGGAAGGGAGAGAAUGGAUUAUACACAGUUGGAUUCACUAGGAGAGGGCUCUUGGGAACGGCUUCUGACGCUGUUAAAAUUGGACAACACAUAGCUGAGCAAUGGAGGACAAACAAGGACUGCAACAAAUCUUGUAAUUCCCAUGUUAUCCAACUUGGAAAAUCAUAGUAACAGUUUGGAGCAGGAAAAUAAAAAUAAUAAUAAGACUAUAGAUGAAAAUUUGGGUAAA
This is a messenger RNA of Hevea brasiliensis (rubber tree), 1795 nucleotides long. RefSeq names its product probable indole-3-pyruvate monooxygenase YUCCA4. The transcript is spliced from 4 exons. NCBI's taxonomy places the organism in Eukaryota, Viridiplantae, Streptophyta, Magnoliopsida, Malpighiales, Euphorbiaceae. Gene Ontology annotation, biological process: auxin biosynthetic process. The record is from RefSeq and is a predicted model, not a curated record. Gene Ontology annotation, cellular component: endoplasmic reticulum membrane. Gene Ontology annotation, molecular function: monooxygenase activity; flavin adenine dinucleotide binding. Bases 496 to 1734 code for a protein of 412 amino acids.